Messenger RNA from Cercocebus atys (sooty mangabey), 2402 nucleotides. It is a transcript of the gene GPRC5D, whose product is annotated as G protein-coupled receptor, class C, group 5, member D. Gene Ontology annotation, cellular component: signaling receptor complex; intracellular membrane-bounded organelle; plasma membrane. Gene Ontology annotation, biological process: visual perception; G protein-coupled receptor signaling pathway. Gene Ontology annotation, molecular function: sevenless binding; G protein-coupled receptor activity; protein kinase activator activity. Bases 619 to 1653 code for a protein of 344 amino acids. The transcript is spliced from 5 exons. The record is from RefSeq and is a predicted model, not a curated record. Lineage: Eukaryota; Metazoa; Chordata; Mammalia; Primates; Cercopithecidae.
AAAAAAAAAAAGAUGCAAGUAUUAACAAUUUCAAUAUGGCGACCACGGAGUAUCAAAUUCCAAGCCCAGGGCCCUUCUGAAUGGGGUUCACCAUACAACUGCACUGGUUACACCCUCGUGAAGCCAUCCCUGGAGAUGCCAGUGAGCAAAAGAACAAAUGGGCCACUCCUGACCGAUGCAUUCUGUCCCACACAGCCCGUCCUCACAUGACCAGUCAUGAUAGCUGCAGGAUGAAGCAUAUGUGAUGCGCUUUCAUAUUCUUUUUGUUGUUGUUAUUGUUCUGAUCAAACCAUGCUUAAGGGCUCAGGUCUCCCUAAAAGCCAGUCCUUAUAAGGUGGGAAGAGUCAGGAAAGGCUGCCUGGUACAACAGCAAGAAUAUGGCCAGGAGACAACAAACCUUGGCUGUCAUCUUCAACUUUGCAUAUGAUACUGCAGGAACCUCAGUGAGAGCCUACAGUCCUUCCGCCCAUUUGGGAAGAGAUUAAAGAAGCUCAGGUUGGCUCUUUCUUACUCAUUGGCAGUUACAACCUCACCAACACUACAGCCUAAGCUUCCAGAGUGGACACGGAGAAGGGCAUCAGAAAACCAUUCUGGUGAGGUCUACACCCAUAAGUCACCAUGUACAAGGACUGCAUCGAGUCCACUGGAGACUAUUUUCUCCUCUGUGACUCUGAGGGGCCAUGGGGCAUCGUUCUGGAGUCCCUGGCAAUACUUGGCAUCGUGGUCACAAUUCUGCUACUCUUAGCAUUUCUCUUCCUCAUGCGAAAGAUCCAAGACUGCAGCCAGUGGAAUGUCCUCCCCACCCAGCUCCUCUUCCUCUUGAGUGUGCUGGGGCUCUUUGGACUCGCUUUUGCCUUCAUCAUCCAGCUCAAUCAGCAAACUGCCCCCGUACGCUACUUUCUCUUCGGGGUUCUCUUUGCUCUCUGUUUCUCGUGCCUCUUAGCCCAUGCCUCCAACCUAGUGAAGCUGGUUCGGGGUCGCGUCUCCUUCUCCUGGACGACAAUUCUGUGCAUUGCUAUUGGUUGCAGUCUGUUGCAGGUGAUUAUUGCCAUUGAGUAUGUGACUCUCAUCAUGACCAGAGGUAUGAUGUUUGUGCACAUGACACCCUGCCAGCUCAAUGUGGACUUUGUUGUACUCCUGGUCUAUGUCCUCUUCCUGAUGGCCCUCACGUUCUUCGUCUCCAAAGCCACCUUCUGUGGCCCAUGUGAGAACUGGAAGCAGCAUGGAAGACUCAUCUUUAUCACUGUACUCUUCUCCAUCAUCAUCUGGGUGGUGUGGAUCUCCAUGCUCCUGAGAGGCAACCCGCAGUUCCAGCGACAGCCCCAGUGGGACGACCCGGUCGUCUGCAUUGCCCUGGUCACCAACGCAUGGGUUUUCCUGCUGCUGUACAUUGUCCCUGAGCUCUGCAUUCUCUACAGAUCGUGUAGGCAGGAGUGCCCUUCACAAGGCCAUGCCUGCCCCGUCACAGCCUACCAACGCAGCUUUCAAGUGGAGAACCAGGAGCUCUCCAGAGCCCGAGACAGUGAUGGAGCUGAGGAGGAUGUAGCAUUAACUUCAUUUGGUACUCCCAUUCAGCCGCAGACUGUUGAUCCCACACAAGAGUGUUUCAUCCCAUGGGCCAAACUAAGCCCCCAGCAAGAUGCAGGAGUAUAAAUCUACAGGAAACACGAGUAGAGAAAACCCAGCCGACCAUCCUGGGUAGUAUAGCCCUGAUAGGCCACCCGGGCCCACAGAGCCACGCUGCCAAUGAAGAGUCAGAACAUCCCCUCUUCUGUUUCCUAACCCCUCCAUCCACAUGGACCCUCCACCAGAAGACCACCCUUUUGAGCAUAAUUACAAUCUUGCUGGCCACCCUACCUUGACUGUGUCUCUUUCUUCAUUCAUGCAACUGCAAAAUUCCCUUUCUUAGCAACGCUAGAAAGAAUUGGUGCCUCUUAUUCACAGAACUAAAAGACCCUGUCUGGAGAAAUUAAGGGUAUUCUAAUGUGACAAGGAGGUUAGUAGCAGCUUACUACUGGGUUACGUGUCUGGUCAAUUUUUAAAUUGUGCUAAAAAACACAGAACAUAAACUUCACCAUCUCAACCACGUUUAAGUGUACAGUUCAGUAGUGUUAAUCAUAUUCACACUGUUGUGAAUUCUCUAGAGCUUUUUCAUCUUGCAAAACUGAGAUUCUCAUUCCAUCGAACAGCUCCCUCCAGCCCCUGACAGCCACCAUUCUACUUCUGGUUUCUGUGAGUUUGACUACUUAGAUACCUUAUGUCAUAGUAUUCGUCUUUUUGUGACUGGCUUAUCUUUCCUAGCAUAAUGUCCUCAAGGUCCAUGUCACAUGUUGUAACAUGUCACAGGAUCUCCUUUUCUAGGGUUGAACAAUAUUCCAUUGUAUGUCUAUACCACCUUUUCU